Molecule: messenger RNA, 1182 nt
Organism: Venturia canescens
Lineage: Eukaryota; Metazoa; Arthropoda; Insecta; Hymenoptera; Ichneumonidae
Product: sentrin-specific protease 1-like
Exons: 2
Coding region: 1-1182 (393 amino acids)
Biological process (GO): proteolysis; protein desumoylation
Cellular component (GO): nucleus
Molecular function (GO): deSUMOylase activity
Source: RefSeq, a predicted model, not a curated record
AUGGACGCAAGCACGCAGACGAUUGAAGUUGUGCGAAAGAACUUCGCGCAACAGACGGACGAAGGAAAGGGAGAAUGGGUAAAAGAAGAGGACGAAGUGGAGAUUUUGGAGGAAGUACAGGGAAGGAAGGAAGAGGAAGACGUGACGAUAAUUGCGGUAAUCCGUCCGCACACGUCAAGGAGGAGGACGCAAAGCGUCAAAACGCAAACCUUCACAUCAACAAAGGAGAAAGGAAUGCAAACUGAUUGGAUAAUCCGCCCAAUCGAAAUUGAAGACUCUCGAAGGUCCAACAGGGACUUCCUUCUUCGUUUCAUCUCGCGUCAGUGGUUCCUCAUGAGACUAAAGGAUGAAUUUAAGGUCCCGGAUAUACUUUCCCCUAUAAGGGAUGAGGUCGAGGACAAAGCAGAGGAAUGGAGGAAGUGGGGACCAGGAGAAGAAAAUAAAAGGAAGAGGUUUGACGACAAUGUGGAAACACAAACAAAGAAGAUAAAGAAGGAGACAAAUAAAGAAAACACUGAAAACAGCAACAUUAACGACAACAAUGACAGCAACGGAAGAAAAAGAAAGAGCACGGACAACAAGGAGAAAGAACAAGUGACAAAAAAGAUAAAGAAGGAGAUGAGGAUUAGACAGGAAGACCUCGAGACCCUUAAGGGCGAAAACUGGCUGAACGACGAGGUAAUAAAUAAUUAUCUUGAAUUGAUCAGCAACGAAGACGUCUACGUGAUGAAUUCGUUUUUCUUUCCGAGGCUCCACAUUAACGGGCACGUGGCCGUUAAAAGGUGGACGAAGAGGAUCAAUAUUUUUAAGUUUCACAAAGUGAUUGUCCCCAUUCACUUGGGCAAUCACUGGUGCCUUGCGGUAAUAGAUAUGCUCUUUGGUGAGAUUUGCUAUUAUGAUAGUUUCAAGGGCAGUCAGCCCGCCUACUUGGCAACACUCCUGGAGUAUUUAGUCCAGGAGGCGAAAGAGAAAAACGAGGUUCCUAUCAAUAAAGAGGAAUGGACCCUUGGGAAUAAAACAAACAUUCCCUGUCAGACGAAUGGGUAUGACUGCGGUGUUUUUACGUGCCAGUUCGCCCGAUAUGAGGCAACAAACAAAAAUAUCGAUUUUACCCAGGACGACAUGCCACAGAUCAGGGCAAGAAUGGCCCGCGAAUUGCAGGCGGGAUGUCUUGAAGAAUAA